Messenger RNA from Dunckerocampus dactyliophorus (ringed pipefish), 3857 nucleotides. It is a transcript of the gene col8a2, whose product is annotated as collagen, type VIII, alpha 2. Gene Ontology annotation, molecular function: protein binding. Lineage: Eukaryota; Metazoa; Chordata; Actinopteri; Syngnathiformes; Syngnathidae. The coding region runs from base 704 to 2758 and encodes 684 amino acids. The transcript is spliced from 3 exons. The record is from RefSeq and is a predicted model, not a curated record.
ACACUUGCUUUUUGUGUGAAGGGGGUGAACAAUCCUGCCUGUCUUUCCCAAAAUAAGCCAGUGGGAGAGCGAUCGAGGAGUCAGCCAGGGAGAUUGGUCCAACGAGGUGCACGGCCCCUGGUUAUAAGUCCUGGAAGUGGGAGUGCACCCUGCUCGGACCCAUAGCUCAAGAUACCUGACUAGCCUGAUUAGCAGUCUCACUCCACUUUUGCUCGCUCUCUCUCCCUCGCUAUCCCGCUCCUACCCUCCUAUUUUCCACCCUGGAGUGCUGGAGUGCAUAGAUUGGGAAGGUGCUCCCCAGACCUGCUUGAAGAAGGCACAGAGAGGAUUUUCCCCCACUUUUUUUCCCCCUUGUCCCAUCCUCUCAAAUUCACUCCUAAAUCACAUGGAUUGAUUUCUUCAAAAUUUUUUGCCGGAGACAAAACUUUAAAAAGGCAGUUUGCCGCACAUGCAGUUGAAUUAAUUUUCUUUUUUUGUGUGUUUUUUUUUUUCUUGGACUGAUUCAAGGUGCCGCUGCCAGAGACAUUUUUGGACUUCGCUGAACAGCUGAUGCCGCCCCGUCCCAUGGGAGACACACAUGGCUGAAGGAGGGAGGUAGAAAACAAGAUCCGCUUUGAAGAUCACAGUGCAGCACCCCCCCUGCCGCUGGGACACUCUAAGGAGAGAAAGUUCUUUGUGUGUGUGACAUCGGUUGCCGCCCACCAUGCUGUUGGCCUCUGUCUGUGUGCUCCUAAUGCUGGGGGGUCAUGUUCGUGCUGGAGGCUACCCCCCAAUGCCUCACAUGAAGUACAUGCAACCAAUGAUGAAAGGCCCCGUCGGACCACCAUUCAGAGAAGGCAAGGGACAUUAUGUCGACAUGCCACCCAUGGUAGAUGUGAAGGGGGAGCCAGGACCCCAAGGAAAACCAGGACCAAGAGGUCCCUCUGGGCCACCAGGGCCACCAGGAAAACCUGGACUAGGGAACCCGGGCCUCAAUGGGCAGCCAGGUCCCCAGGGCCCCCCUGGUUUUACAGGAAUCGGUAAACCAGGACUUCCGGGAUUACCAGGAAAGAUUGGGCCAAAGGGCAUGCCUGGACUGAAUGGCGAGGUUGGUCCUCGUGGUGAACCAGGCCCCAGGGGUCAACCAGGGCAGCCGGGACUGCCAGGCCCAGCUGGCUUGUCUCUAAAUGGAAAACCUGGGCUUCCAGGCAUCAGAGGCCCUCCUGGUACACGGGGAGAACCAGGAUUAAAAGGCACUUCUGGCCCUCCAGGUGAGCGUGGCAUUAAAGGUGAGAAUGGAAAUGGGACUCCAGGACCUCCUGGUGUAAGGGGUCCCCCUGGAUUGAAGGGUAGUACAGGACCACCUGGUCUUACAGGCAUUGGUAAACCUGGACCAAAAGGUUUGCCUGGACUGUCUGGUGCUAAAGGUGAUCAGGGACUUCCAGGGGAUCAAGGGGAACCAGGAGAGGUCGGGCCUCCAGGGCUACAAGGUCAACCAGGUCCUGUGGGCAUAGGGAAGCCUGGAAUUGAUGGAUUACCAGGAGCGCCAGGUCUCAUAGGUCAAAAAGGUGAACAAGGGCUGAGAGGUUCGCCAGGAUUUCCUGGUACUCCAGGCUAUGGAAAACCUGGUCUAAGUGGGCCAAAAGGAGAAAAGGGACAUAAUGGGCUGCCUGGUCUUCCUGGAGACAAAGGAGAACAAGGAAUGGUGGGCCUAAUUGGAGAACCAGGUCUUGAUGGACAACCAGGACCCCCUGGACUUCACGGGCCAAUGGGACUCCCAGGAAAACAUGGUAUGCCAGGGCAGAAGGGAGAACUUGGCCCCCAAGGCCCUCCAGGGCUUCCUGGACUCAGAGGUGACCAGGGUCCCAGUGGAAACCCGGGAAAAGCCGGUAUACCUGGGGACAAAGGCCUACCGGGGCCAAAUGGAGCAAUUGGAAAACCUGGGCCCAAAGGUGAAGCAGGACAUAUUGGUCUACCUGGUAAUCCUGGGCUCACAGGUGGUCCAGGGUCUAAAGGUGAGCCAGGAUUUAUGGGUACACCUGGCCCCAGAGGUCAGUCAGGUAUUCCAGGUCUUCAGGGGCCUAUGGGUCCCAUGGGGCCACAGGGGGCCCCGGGCUUGAAGGGUGAGCCUGGACUCCCAGGACUUCCAGGACUGGGUAAAUUGGGCGAGAAAGGGCCUAUAGGUCCACAAGGUCCUCCAGGGAAACCAGGCCCUGCUGGACUUAAUGGUAACCCUGGUCUCCCUGGGCCUCCGGGGCCCCCGGGUCCUCCAGGAAAUGGUCAAACAGUUGUAGCAGGUCCAACAGAUACUCAGUUGGAAGGAGGUGAAGUGCCAGGAGACCGUAAGGGGCCAGCAUACAGUCAAAUUCCACUCUCUGCCUCUUUAGCGCCAGCCUUCACCGCCAUCCUCACCAAGCAUUUCCCUCCCUCUGGUAUGCCAAUCAUGUUUGACAAGACUCUGUACAACGGGCAGAAUGCCUACAGUCUCUCAACUGGCAUUUUCACUGCUCCUCUAUCUGGUGUCUACUACUUUGCGUACCAUGUGCAUGUGAAGGGAACUAGCCUGUGGGUGGCCUUGUACAAGAACAAUGUACCGGCUACGUACACUUACGAUGAAUACAAGAAAGGCUACAUGGACCAGGCGUCCGGCAGUGCUGUCCUCGAGCUGAAAGAAGGCGACCAGGUCUGGGUCCAAAUGCCCUCGGACCAGGCGAACGGCCUCUACGCUACCAAGUACAUCCACUCCUCUUUCUCAGGAUUCCUGCUCUGUCCCACAUAACCCUGCCCAUCGGUUCCAACAUGGUCCUGCAGACCAAAACCUACAAAAAAUACUUGCAGCCAUACACAUUACAAAAACAAUCAGUCGUAGUGCUUCAGUAGUAGUUUUACGUCCUUUUUGUCUCUUUUACAGCCAACAGCAUCAGAAGGAAGAAGAAAGAUUUCAAUGGCAGAGGAAUUUUAUUCAGUGUUAUUUGUUUUGUUGUGUUUUUUUGGGGUUGUAUUUUUAUGUUAAUUAUUGCCAUUGUUUUAUUAUUAUUUGGGCCUUUCUCUAAGUGUUGUUUAUUAUAGUAAGACUGUUCGGUGCAUUCAUAUAAGGACUAAUAUCACCUGACAUUUUGCGGAGGGGAGGUGUUUUUCGUAACCUGACGUAAUUAGCAACACCAUCGACAGACACUUGUAAAUAUCGAAAAACUGUGCCAUUUCUUUUUCACUUUAGUCCAGUUUCUCAUUAAAAAUCACAAAUGAUCCAUUUUUUACAAGACAUAUUGACAGUUGGUUGCUUUCUCUCUCAAUUUAGUCGCUGAUAAAUUGUGUUUCUUUUGUCGUUUACUACUUAAUUUAUUGUAUUCAAGCAUCCAAAAAUGCAAUCUAGUGAUGCAGUCCAACAUGAACGGGACUUCACAGUAUUAAACCAAGGCAAUAUCGAUUGCACGGACAUAAUGUUUACAUUACAUAACUACGCAUGGAACGUCACAAUUAAAGCUGGGUCAUUCAGUGUGUCUUCCAUGGUCAUCUUUAGCAAAGUCUGUGCAAGCAUACAAGAGGAAAUAUAGAACCAAAUACAGUGGAACCUCGGUUUUCAAUGCGUGUUUCACCUCGGCGGACGAUCGGAGCUGUGUACUUGCUCAGUUGAACCUGAUUGCCAAUGUCAGCAGCAGGUACAAUCCUCAUUACACGUCCCUUGAACCGUCCCCUCUUAAACCUGUGUUAACAAAGAAACCCUGACAUGAGUACGUCAUACUUUGCCGUGGAUUCUUUCUUGAAUUCAAUGUGUUCCUCACCUUCAUCAGAGUUCCGGCACUUGCAAAUUUUGUGUGGUUAACAAAAAAAAAAAAAGCAGUACUCUUGAACACUUCAUUAGCGUACAGCGCACUGAG